UCAAUGUCAGCUGAUUUCCGAAAUGGUUGGCACCUUGAUUUUCCAUGUUAAUGACUUGUUGCAAAAUUUCCUUUUAUUUACUUGUUUUUCCAUAGAAUUUGCGUAUGUGUUUGUUUAACGAAUUGAACUUAUGUGCCAAAGUUGCCAAAUUUACAUUUUCAAAAUAUGAAAAUUUACAAUACAAGAAUCGUCCUCGGAGUGUUCAUAAUUACAGCGGUUGCAGCAUAUGCCGAUAAAAGUGACGAGAAAUCCGCGAGCACUUCGGAAACAGUACCCAAAGCUAGGAAGGAACUACAAAAUGUUGCCAGUGAAGGCGGUUUGUUAAAUGUAAGCGUUCCGAUCGUAUACGGUCGCGAAGGAUAUACAAAUAGUCCUUCGAAAGUGCCUUCAAAUGCCACUACAUCAAAACCGGAUAUGGCUCCGUCGAUUUCUACAAGUUCUCCCAUUCUGAAAAGUACUGUUACGGAUACCAUUCAUAAAAUCGCAGCUAAAAAAGGUGUAGGCGACGAUAAUGUAUCAAAGCCAUCAAAUGCCACCACUCAACCGCCAGCCAAACCGAAAAAACCUCUCGUUACUGUGCCCGGUGGUAACGAAUCGAUGGUCACAUCCAACAGUCCGUCUGAUAAGUCAAACUCCACCACGAAAAUGCCAAAAGUGCCUAACAGCAAUAUACUAAGUAGCAACGUAGAUAACACACAAAAAUACAUUGUCCCUAUAGUGAUAGUUAUAUUAUCAGUGCCUUUUGUCGCCAUUCUAAUAUCGGUCGUCUAUAAGCGAGGUGCAGAAUGGUGGAAAUACAGACAUUAUCGACGUAUGGAUUUCUUAAUUAACGGAAUGUACGAUAAUUAGCGUUAUUUCUAGCUUCCACAAUGAAUUUAUCGAUAUCGGUGCUACAGAUGAUUUUAUAUUUUUUGAUAAAUUUGAAAUUGAAUAUGAUAUUGUGAUCACAUUCUUUUGGCAUU
This is a messenger RNA of Photinus pyralis (common eastern firefly), 962 nucleotides long. RefSeq lists its product as uncharacterized. The coding region runs from base 166 to 849 and encodes 227 amino acids. The record is from RefSeq and is a predicted model, not a curated record. The transcript has a single exon. Lineage: Eukaryota; Metazoa; Arthropoda; Insecta; Coleoptera; Lampyridae.